Molecule: messenger RNA, 846 nt
Organism: Prorocentrum cordatum
Lineage: Eukaryota; Dinophyceae; Prorocentrales; Prorocentraceae
Source: the annotation of a GenBank genome assembly
CGAGGAGGGAGAGCGGAUGUGACAAGAGUCAUCGCAUGCACGAUGAGACGGCGAUUGUGGCUCAAGUUUUCUCGGCCAUAUCUUCGCCCCGGCUGCUAACCAGGCGCCCACCAACGGGAUCAUGGCCCUCCGCUCCAGCGUGCUCCCUACGGCCGUCGUGGCUGCCCUGUGCCUCCUGGCGCUGCGCGGCCUGCUCGCCCCGGGCCCGAGCCAGGCCUUCGCUGCGCCAGAGGCCGGCCUCACGCAGUCGGUCCACCGCCAGUGCAGGCCCGUGGCGGGCAGCGACCGCGCCCUCGCCUCCGGCGCUGCCCCGGCCGUCCUGAGCACCGUCCCGGCGCGCCAGGGCGUCGCCGCGCACUUCAAGGUGACGCUGGAGACGCCAGACGGCACCCAGGAGUUCGAGUGCCCCGAGGACGUGUACAUCCUCGACCAGGCCGAGGAGGAGGGCCUCGAGCUGCCCUACUCCUGCCGCGCGGGCUCGUGCUCGAGCUGCGCGGGCAAGGUGCUGUCCGGCGAGAUCGACCAGUCGGACCAGGCCUUCCUGGACGAGGACCAGACGGGGGAGGGCUUCUGCCUCACGUGCGUGACGUACGCGACCUCGGACGUGACCAUCAAGACGCAUUGCGAGGACGACCUGUGAGAUGUCGAGGACGCGGCCAGAGCAAAGAAGGGGCAGUGGAAGUGGACGUAGGUCCGUGACACUGCUCUGCCGAAUCGGGCGAGCCUCACGUUUUUCAUAAUCUUCAAGGACAUCAUUUGGGAUGCGCUCAAGGACGCGCAUAGUCCAAGCUUGCGUGGACAGCUGCGGAGUGGCAUGGUGGUCCGCGCAGGGCAGAACAAAAAGAC